GAGCAGAGGGAAAGCGUGCGGGGGAGGAGCGAGGGAUAUAAAUGGAGCGCACCUGCCCUUGUAUACUACCAAGUUGUAGGCUCAGCGCUAUACUGCUUUUCACAAAUCAUCAGAAUUACAGUUUAUGAUAUCUUGCAAAACAGCACUUUUCCUAUGCGUUUAGAGAUAAUGUCUGUAAUAAUGUAUGUAAUAACGAAAUCACACAAGCUGAACAGUACAACAAUCCAAGUAAAUAUUAAUUGGUUAUGACAUUUUUAAUGAGUCCUCUGGAAACACUACUGUUUGCGGCGCGUUUCUGUAUUUGCAGCUUGUUUUCAAAAUGCUGCGCAUGUGUGGCUUGUAAUGCGUCAUCUUGUGUUGUAGAGCGUCUGUAUCUUUACUUUCGUUUUGGAUCGCGGGGCAGUUUUAUCGUCUCUCUUAUUUGGACAGAUAUACAAUAACUUUUCCAGUGUACAGAGACCGAGUGAAGGUGAAAUCAUGAAGGAAUUUGUCUGCGCUGUUCUCGUCGGUCUGCUCUGCCUCGCGGCCCUUUCAAUGGCCAAAGAAUCUGCACCCAAGGUUCAGGUGUACAGCCAUGCACCGGGAGAGUUGGGGAAAGCCAACACCUUCAUCUGUCACGUCAGCGACUUCCACCCACCAGAAAUCACCAUUGAGCUGCUCAAGAGUGGAAAGGAGAUGCAAGGAGCCAAGCAGACUGACCUGGCCUUCGAGGAGAGCUGGCACUACCACCUGACCAAACACGUGCCCUUCAUUCCAGUCGAAGGAGAGGAGUUUGCCUGCAGGGUGACUCACAUGGGAAAAAGCAGGACGUACAUUUGGGAACCAGAUAUGUAAGUUCUAUGCUCCGCCUUGCUUCAGGUCUGCAUCGUCUCAAGAAGAUUGGAAUGUUUUGUCUAUAAUCUUGGGUUUCAUUGUGAAAGUUUGAGCAUCAGCAAAUGAGAGAAAAUACUGCACUUAGAUUAAGUGUGGGUUUUUUUGUAUCAGAAAUUCCAAAUUGCAAUAAAGGUUCAUGAAGUGAUUGUUGACCACAAGAGGGCAGAAAGACUCCAAAACUCACAGAAACAGAGCCUUAAACAUCUAGAUUACAUGGGUUCAUUAGGAAAACUAGAUAUCGUGUUUAAAAAUGAAUGCUGUUCACCCAGCUCAUACACCUACUUUAUUCUCCCUGUUUUGCCUCUGUAUUGUGUGACCUGUGCUACAUGUAUUUUACUGUCUCUGUCCCUGAACACAAUCUCAGAGAAAUUUACAAAUAUGAGAUCAUCUUGGUUUAAAAAUUAUAAAUUGACCUUGUGUGCCAUUUGUGGUGUCCUGGCAAAAGUUUAACAGAUGUAUGUUUAAUAAUUGCAGUCUAUGAGGAAACUGGUUUCUGGGUCGCAGUAGAUUUCUCAGUAGAAGUCCUAAUGGCUGACAUGUCAGCAAACCCUUGCACAUCCAGCAAAAACAUAAUUAAAUGGACAUUCAUGAUUACGACAUUUACAGUAAGUGUUCAUAUUAUCAGACUACUCAACGUGCUUGUGUCACUAAAAACAAGUGUAAUUUAACACUGGAUGAAUAGUUAUGUAAGACUGAGCUACAUCUGUAUGCUAGGCAGAACUGGUGAUAUGGAGGUAAAAAUUAUGUUACACUCCAGGAGAACACUCUAUGUGUUAGUCUGAUAGUGUGCAACCAGCAAGGAACAGAUCCUAUCAAUAAAUAAGAUAUAGGGUAAGUGAAAUUAUUAAAUAAUUUCAAUACAAAAUUACAUAAAUGUAUGAGUGCCUGCUCCAUUUAAUUCUCAAAAAUAAUGAACAAAAUAUUAAAUCAGUUUUUAGCACAAAUGAUGGAUUUUGGCUACUGCUGUCAGACAUGGUGGCUCACGGCUCACCGUUUCAUCCUGGACAGGAAGAGUCCAGUCAGCUGUGAGUUUUUGAGGUGGGAGUAGCUGCCCACAAAAAACAAAUUAGCUAACUUAACCAUAAUGGGGAGUCAUCAUUUGGUUCAAUAUUCAUCUGAAAAAUAUUGCUUCAUGGAGCUUUAAGAUAACCAUUUACACUGAUUAUUGGAAAUGUAAAUGUUUGCAUUCUUUUGUGUGUGUGAUGCUUAAUCUGUAAAGGCUAAAAUACUUUCAUUUUAACUGUUCUCAUUAGUUGAUUCAUGUAAAUUGUUCUUUAACUACCUUGUGCAUAUUUUAGCUGACAAAACUUUUGAGAUUUAUUAUGCAGAAUCACUCCAAAACCUGAGCACUUGCUUAUGUUGUUUCUGAAAUAUAUACUAGUAGAUCUCAGUUUGACUCUGUAAAUGUAUUUUAUACAAUAUGGUUGGGUAAUAAAAGUGUUUAUGACACUUCAAAUUAAAUUAAUUUGGAAAUAAAUGUGAUAAUGUGUU
Siniperca chuatsi (mandarin fish) is the source of this 2364-nucleotide messenger RNA. Its product is annotated as beta-2-microglobulin-like. The coding region runs from base 478 to 834 and encodes 118 amino acids. Gene Ontology annotation, biological process: peptide antigen assembly with MHC class II protein complex; positive regulation of T cell activation; immunoglobulin production involved in immunoglobulin-mediated immune response. The transcript has 4 exons. Gene Ontology annotation, cellular component: MHC class II protein complex. The record is from RefSeq and is a predicted model, not a curated record. Gene Ontology annotation, molecular function: MHC class II protein complex binding. Lineage: Eukaryota; Metazoa; Chordata; Actinopteri; Centrarchiformes; Sinipercidae.